AUGGCAAAUAACCCUGCUGCGGGAAUAGACGCCAGCCUGCUGCAGGGCCAAUUCGAUGAGUUGAGAGAAGAAGUCGAGCUUCUGAGAUCACAGCUCGACGAAGAAACUGCUCAUGAAUAUGAUCUUACACUGGUGAUGAAUGCCUGUAUGGUCCUGUUCAUGCAGUCCGGAUUCGCGCUGUUGGAAGCGGGCGCAGUCCGAGCCAAGAAUGUGACAAACAUUCUCAUCAAAAAUUUACUCGAUGCAUGUGUCGGCGCUCUGGUUUAUUGGGCGUGUGGAUUUGCUUUCGCCUUUGGAAAGGUGGCGGUAAAAGACUACAAAACUGGAGAAUACAGCGGGUACUCCUCGGCGAAUCAAUUCAUCGGGCACAAGCAUUUUUUCCUGAGCUAUCCGGACUACAAAUCGCCCUCGAUUGAAAACUACCCCGUUCGAGUAUUCCACGGGGGGUCGUUUUAUGGAGAGUUUUUCUUCAAUUUCGUCUUUGCGGCGACAGCAACGACGAUCAUUUCUGGAGCUCUGGCUGAGCGAGUCGAAUUCGGAGCAUAUUUGGUCUACGGAGUCAUCGCUUCCGGUUUCAUACAGCCAGUGACUGUGCAUUGGGCUUGGUCGAACGGAUGGCUUGUUUACCCGCCGGAAAGUUUGAAGCUUCCUCCGGCAGUUUGGUACAGAGACUAUGCUGGUGGAGGAAAUGUCCAUGCGGUUGGUGGUAUUGCCGCUCUGGUCAGUUGUAUCUUUAUUGGACCGAGAUUGGGAAGGUUCUCGCCGAAAACGGGAAGGAAAUUCCAUAUUCCAGGUCACUCAACUCCUUUGACAUGUCUUGGCGCCUUCAUCCUUUUCAUCGGUUUCCUCUCGAUGGUUCUCGGUCACGGCCAAUCAGUCGCCCAAGGAGUAACGAAUUUAACCCUUGGCGGAUCUGCUUCUGGGUUGACUUCCAUGAUGAUCGUCAAUUUAGAGCCAAAAGUCAAGGAUUGGUGGAAAUAUACAGUAAAGAAGGCGAACAGAUCGAGAGUUAUUAAACCGAGAACAUAUUGGAGCUUCUUGGUCCUUGUUGAUGCUACUUUAGCUGGGAUGGUGUCAAUGUGCGCCGGCUGCGACGUUCUAGAGCCAUGGGGUGCAGUCAUAAUCGGUGUCAUCGUCGGUUUUGCCUUUCAUUACGUUGAACAUACGUUGGUUCAUCAUAAAGUUGAUGAUCCCGUCGGAUCAGUCGCCGUUCAUUUGGUUGGCGGAGUAAUUGGCGUGCUUCUUGCGCCGGUUUUUGCGAAGAAGGAGCACGAGUAUUCUUGGAUUCAUUGGAAGGGCUGCGACUACGACUGUGUCUCCGACAACGCCAACUCCACUUGUCUUUACACAACAUCAUUCGCUGGCGAUGCAAGCGAAGGAAAGCGCGCUCUUCAUCCAUCUUGGUCAGACGGCGACUGCCUACACACGCCAUUUUACCAAUUUGCCUGGCAGCUACUUGGAAUCAUUUCGAUUCUGGCUUGGACGAUUGUCUGUUCCAUUCCCCUCUUUUUCGUUCUUUGGAAGUUGAGAGUGUUGAGAGUCGAUGCAGACACGGAAGUGAGAGGCAUCGACAUUGCGUAUCAUGGAGAACCGGCUUAUCCUCUUGCUGCGCAGGGGCAUGGAUGGGACAAUGAAGGAGAAUUUGCGGUCAACAACGUAGUGGACGGAAACGCCGGAGGCCGUCGAGACGUAAAAGCGCUCCUGAAUCCACACGAAGCGGAGAGCUGGGUCGGAAUGAACCCCGAUGCUGGCCUCGUUGCUCUUGCCAUUGCCUAUCGAGAAAAAUACUACAAGAACCCAGAUACAAAUGUUAGAAACGCUGUGGAAUCGACGGUUGUUCCUUCACUUGUUCUUUCAACUGAGUUUUAA
Oikopleura dioica is the source of this 1869-nucleotide messenger RNA. The record is from the annotation of a GenBank genome assembly. Lineage: Eukaryota; Metazoa; Chordata; Appendicularia; Copelata; Oikopleuridae.